Aspergillus pseudoviridinutans is the source of this 1377-nucleotide messenger RNA. RefSeq lists its product as uncharacterized. The coding region runs from base 1 to 1377 and encodes 458 amino acids. Lineage: Eukaryota; Fungi; Ascomycota; Eurotiomycetes; Eurotiales; Aspergillaceae. The record is from RefSeq and is a predicted model, not a curated record. The transcript is spliced from 2 exons. Gene Ontology annotation, molecular function: N-acetyltransferase activity.
AUGGACCAAUUUGAGCGGCUGCGUGCAGUUGGUCUGUUAGAGAGGUACUCCACAGCAAGACAUCAUCUCAAAUUCUAUUUGAACGUGUCUAUUGCGGCUACUUACACUCUUCCGGAAACCUACAAUUCCCCCGUGAAGGACUAUGUAUACACAGCCUGUGGAAGACUCAUUGGCCAACAUCCAAUUCUAUCUGCUAUCCCGGUGGGCGAAGACACCAACGAACCUUACUUUGCGCGUCUUCCAGAGAUUGAUUUGGAGAAAUCGGUCUCGUUUGAGAAGCGCUCCCAUGAUUUUCCAGAAGCAGAUGAGCCAGACACUGAGUUGGAGACGCUUCUGACUGCGCAGCAUAACACGCCUUUUACAUCGCCAUUGCCCUACUGGAGACUCUGUGUGUUGACCGAUGCUACAAACGAACGGCGGUUUACGGCUGCUUUCGUAUACCACCAUGCAAUUGGUGAUGGAACAUCUGGCAAAGCCUUCCACAAAACAUUCCUCCAGGCAUUGCAUGAAACCGCCCCAUCAGUAGCCCCCGAAGAAGUCAAAACAGUCAUAGCUCCACCUCAGGUACCGCUGCUGCCAAAUUCCGAGGCAGUCCAUCCACACCCGCUGUCCAUUUUCUACCUUGGUACCACUUUGUUCAAGGAGAAAGUUUGGUCAUGGGCAGACCCUGGGCUCUGGACCGGCUCAGAGAUCAUCGUACCCCUGGAGACCCAAGUGCGUCAUAUCGUCUUCCCGGAACAUGUCACUUCAUCCCUGAAGGACUGCUGUCGUCAGAACAACACCACCAUCACCGCAGUGUUGGAAACCGCCAUUGCUCGCUCGCUUUUGGCUCGUCUUCCCGAAAAGUUCACGAGCGUCAAGUGCACUGGUGCUAUGUCAACGCGGAGGUGGCUGCCUGACAUUAUCACGGAUGAUUCAAUGGGCGUCUGGGUCCAGGAUUUUGAGGACACAUUCUCCCGCAGUAAAGUUACAAGUGACGGCUUCCCAUGGGAGGAGGCAAGACGCGCGCGGCAAACCAUUGAGAAUGUCCUGAGUUUGAAGGGGAAAGACGCCAAUCCCAACCUUCUCAAAUACGUGGAUAACAUCCACGAAGACCUCUUCCUGUCUAAGGUCGGCAAGGCAAGGAAAAGCAGCUUUGAGGUUUCUAACGUUGGCGUUCUGGCUGCGGAUCAAGAUCCCACCAAACCGCGGAUUGGAAGAAUGGUCUUCUCUCAGAGUGCAAGUGUCACUGGGAAUGCGUUGGAGGUUUCUGUUAUCACGGGUGGUGAUCGGUGUAUGGUGUUGGCUUUUACAUGGCAGACCCGUGUUGUAGAGUUGGAUUUGAUGUCUGCUGUCAUUGACUCGAUCAGGACAGAGCUGUUCAACCUUUGUUCUUAA